Molecule: messenger RNA, 3071 nt
Organism: Cicer arietinum (chickpea)
Lineage: Eukaryota; Viridiplantae; Streptophyta; Magnoliopsida; Fabales; Fabaceae
Product: subtilisin-like serine-protease S
Biological process (GO): proteolysis
Molecular function (GO): serine-type endopeptidase activity
Source: RefSeq, a predicted model, not a curated record
UAUCAAAUGUUUGAUAUGUUUUGAUAAUACAACAUUACAUUGCUUUAAAGAUACUAACAGUUUCACAAAAAUAUGGAACUUCGCGGUUCCUUUUGCUUGUUCCAAAAGCAACUCUCCCUCUCUUUCUCUUUGUCCAUUAUUACUUGCCUUCACUCCCACUACACCACGUUUUCUCAUUCUUUUUUGUUGUUAUAUAUAAAUAGUCUCAUUGUAUUAAGAGAUAACAAAACACUAACUUUAUAUAUCACACAUACCAAAAUUCUGCUUCUAACUUCUACCUUCUUGGCUUUCUUUUAUUGAUUUUUUCAUUUAUAGAACCCGGUUCUUGUUUUCUCUUUUGAAAAAUGUCUUCUUUUACAUAUCAUAGAAACAGUGCCUUCUUUAAUUUGUUUCUUGCAGUGCUUGUUGCAAAUUCUAGCUUUUGCUUCUCUUCUAAGGUUUAUGUAGUGUAUAUGGGAAGCAAAAGUAGUGAAGACCCAGAUGAUAUUUUGAAGCAGAAUCAUCAAAUGCUUGCAGAUGUUCAUAAGGGAAGUAUAGAACAAGCACAAGCUUCUCAUAUUUAUAGUUACAAACAUGGUUUCAAAGGCUUUGCAGCAAAGCUGAGUGAUGAACAGGCUUACCAAAUUUCAAAAAUGCCAGGAGUGGUUUCUGUGUUCCCCAAUUCAAAAAGAAAGUUGCACACUACUCAUUCAUGGGACUUCAUGGGACUUAUGGAUGAUGAAACAAUGGAGAAUAUGGGAUACUCAACCAAAAACCAAGCAAAUAUCAUUAUUGGUUUCAUUGAUACAGGAAUUUGGCCUGAAUCCCCAAGCUUUGUAGACACUGACAUGCCACCGGUGCCACGCAGAUGGAAAGGUCAUUGUCAAAUAGGAGAAGCAUUCAAUGCUUCAUCUUGCAACAGGAAAGUGAUAGGAGCAAGAUACUAUAUGAGUGGAUUUCAAGCAGAAGAAGGGUCAGACAGAAAAGUAUCUUUCGGAUCAGCAAGGGAUAGCUCUGGUCAUGGCAGCCAUACAGCUUCGACAGCAGCCGGACGGUAUGUGGCCAACAUGAAUUAUAAGGGGCUGGCAACAGGAAAAGCUAGGGGAGGUGCACCUAUGGCUAGGAUUGCUGUUUACAAAACAUGUUGGAAUUCAGGUUGCUAUGAUGUGGACUUGUUAGCUGCCUUUGAUGAUGCCAUAAGAGAUGGAGUUCACAUUAUAUCUUUAUCUCUUGGUCCUGAAUCACCUCAAGGUGACUAUUUCAGUGAUGCGGUAUCUGUCGGGUCUUUCCAUGCUGCUAGACAUGGAGUGCUGGUUGUAGCAUCAGCUGGAAAUGAAGGAACUCCUGCCUCUGCAACAAACCUUGCACCGUGGAUUAUCACUGUCGGCGCUAGCUCAACAGAUAGGGAUUUCACAUCUGAUAUCAUGUUAGGAAAUGCUGUUAACAUCACGGGUGAGAGUCUCAGUCUAUUGGAAAUGAAUGCAUCCAGAAGAACAAUUCCUGCAUCUGAAGCCUUUGCAGGGUAUUUUACUCCUUAUCAAUCCAGUUUUUGUUUGGGUAGCUCACUAAACAAGACCAAAACUGAAGGGAAGGUUCUGGUGUGUAGGCAUGAAGAGGGUUCAACGGAGUCAAAGUUGGAAAAAAGUAGGGUAGUGAAAGAGGCAGGUGGAGUUGGGAUGAUACUUAUUGAUGAAACAGAUCAAGAUGUUGCUAUCCCAUUUGUGAUACCUUCCGCUAUUGUUAGAAGGAAAACAGGACAACAGAUUCUAUCCUAUAUCAAUAGCACAAGCAUGCCUACGUCAAGGAUUUCCGGGGCAAAAACAGUAGUAGGAGUUCAGCCUGCACCGCGUGCAGCCGCAUUUUCUUCCAAAGGCCCCAAUGCUUUAACCCCAGAAAUUUUGAAGCCUGAUGUUAUAGCUCCCGGGUUGAACAUCCUAGCAGCAUGGUCUCCGGCAUCAGUUGGAAACAUGAAGUUCAAUAUUCUAUCAGGAACUUCUAUGGCUUGUCCUCAUGUAACUGGGAUUGCAACCUUAAUCAAAGCUGCACAUCCUUCAUGGUCUCCGUCGGCUAUUAAAUCUGCCAUCAUGACUACUGCAACAAUUCUGGAUAAGAAACACGAACCAAUUAGAGCUGAUCCUGAUAGAAGAAGGGCUAAUGCGUUUGAUUAUGGAUCGGGGUUUGUGAACCCUGCAAGAGUUCUAGAACCUGGUCUGGUAUAUGAUUCACAGCCAGAAGAUUUUGUUGCAUUCCUGUGUUCAAUUGGUUAUGAUGAGAAGUCACUCCGUCUCGUUACAGGAGACAACAGCACAUGUGAUGGAGCAUUCAAAACACCAUCUGACCUCAACUAUCCAUCUAUUGCAGUUCCCAAUCUUGAAGGCUACUUUUCGGCAACUCGGGUUGUGACUAAUGUUGGAAAAGCAAGAAGUAUAUAUGAAGCUGAAGUGGUGUCUCCAGAUGGAGUUAAUGUUACUGUUGUGCCAACCCGGUUAGUGUUCACAAGAACAGGACAAAAGAUCAAGUUUACUGUGAAUUUCAAAGUGAUAGCUCCCUUAAAGGGCUAUGGAUUUGGGUUCUUAACAUGGAGGAACGGAAUAUCACAGGUCACCAGUCCUAUAGUUGUCCAGGUUGCAACACCAAGUCUUGGGUUGGUCAGAUAACAAUGCUUGUAAAUAUGUACAUAUUAGCUUAGGGUCUGUGAUAUCCACAUGGUCACUAUAAGAACAACAGUCAUACUCAUGUCCUGGUGAAUCAAGACGGUCACUGCCAAAAACAGGUUACAGCUACAUGUUUGGAGAAGCAAGCGAUACCAAACACAGAAUUCAAAGAAAUUAUAUCUUGAUACCUUCAGCUUACUUUAUCACAAUUUGUCAGUUGUUAAUUACAAGAAAGAACUUUGUUGUAGAAUUGUAGGUUUUAGUCAGUAAUAGUGAUGUAUACUACUUGUCUUUGGUGUUGUCUUUUUCAAAGUGGGAACUGGGAAGUUAAGAUAGUUUGUUAAAUAUUUUAAGAUUUUACCUUAAAUUAAAAAAAAAAAUUGUAAGUGAAAAUUUAUAUUAACAAUAAAAAGCAUAUGAACACAUUUUGCUUGUCAA